Messenger RNA from Anoplopoma fimbria (sablefish), 2521 nucleotides. RefSeq names its product R-spondin 3 (gene rspo3). The coding region runs from base 711 to 1706 and encodes 331 amino acids. Lineage: Eukaryota; Metazoa; Chordata; Actinopteri; Perciformes; Anoplopomatidae. The transcript is spliced from 6 exons. The record is from RefSeq and is a predicted model, not a curated record.
UUACUUUGGUUCAGUUGUCUGCCGCCGACAGCGAGCGGGAGGAGGUGUGUGUCUGACAGCCACGAGAACAACCAAAACCUUCAAUUUAGAGAUUAUUUUUUUUUAAAAUACCUGUGUUGGUCCUGUGUUGGCUUUUACUUUUUUCCGCUUUAGCUGAUGCUGAGAUGAAGCAGAGAUCCUCAGCGCACACACCCGGACGCACGGCGCAUCUCCACUGAGAGAGACGCGGAGAGAGGGGGGAGGAAGGUCAAUCUGGAGUUUUGCACAUGGAUAUGUUAUCUCAAACUUCUUGCGAAUCAUGUUAAUCAAAGAUAAUAAUAAUUAUAUUCCCCUACACUUAUGAUUGAUUUCGCUUUCCUCCUGCGUACACCGGAUGAGAAUCGAGCUUUUUUUUUAGCGUGUUUGUUUGUUUUUUGGAAGGGAUGUUCUUUAUCACGGCACGGAUAGCGGAUCCUUGACUCACUUUGGCUUUUCUUGGCACAUAUGAAGAUCCUAUCCAGGAUGUUACAGUCUAAGCGGCCCAGGCAUCAUUGGGCCACCGUUCACUACCAUCACCACAUAUCACCACAUAGCUGGGGGUCCUGCUGUGUCUAGGAGUCACCUACCCUGCACCACUCUGCCUCUGUCUGGGGGAAGAAAAGGGAAUCUUAUUCCAGAAGUGACUUGGUGAACAUUGACAUUGGCUUUACGAGUCUCAUCUCUGGGCUACUAUGCAAUUACAACUGAUCUCCUUUGUUUUGAUCAUCUUGCACUGCAUGGAUUACACUGGUUGUCAGCAGCACAGCAGCUCCAGGCACCGGCAACAUAAACAGAUCUCUGGUGUGAGCUCAGGGUGCCAGCAGGGUGGCUGUCUGACCUGCUCUGACUACAAUGGCUGCCUGUCCUGCAAGCCGCGCUUCUUCAUGCAUCUGGAGAGGAUUGGGAUGAAGCAGAUCGGGGUGUGCAUGACUUCCUGUCCCCCGGGCUUUUAUGGCACGCGCUCCCCAGAAAGAAACACCUGCACAAAGUGCAGGUCGGAGUGCGACUCCUGCUUCAACAAGAACUUCUGCACACGCUGCCGAGCAGGAUUCUACCUUCACCUGGGCAAGUGCCAGGAGAACUGCCCUGAGGGGCUGGUCCGCAGCGACACACAGAGGGAGUGUGUUCCUGGGUGCCCUGCAGAGUGCGAGGCUUGUGUGAACAGUGAGACAUGUUCGCAGUGCCGGCCAGGCCUGUACCAGCUCAGCGGGAGGUGCCACCAUGUCUGUCCAGAGGACCACGAGCAUAAUGACAAAAUCAUGGAGUGCACACCACAAGUGCACUGCGAGGUGGGUGAGUGGAGCGAGUGGAGCCCCUGCUCUCGGUCCGGUAGAACCUGUGGGUUCAAGCGGGGCCAGGAGACCCGCACACGUCAGGUCCUCCUGCAACCAUCACCUUUUGGCAAUCCCUGCCCCGAGAUCUCAGAUAUCAAAGAGUGCCUGGUCAAGAGGAGGAAAUGUCCAGGAGGGCGGAAGAAGAAUGAGCGAAGGGAACGGAGGAAUCGCAACAACCGGAAAGAUAAGGAGAACCAAGAGGGCCGACGGGAGAGGAAGAGAGAAAGGGAGCAAGAGAUGGAGAGAGACACAGGUGAACGCGAAGACUCUGAUAACAGGAACAAAACGGAGCACAGACAUCGCAGAGGCCAUGACACAGACCCAGUGUCCCCUGAAGACAGCCUUGUACAAUAGGGCUCUGGUCAGACAAAGUCUAGCGCCUCCCCAACUUCCUCCUGUUAUCCUUCCAUUCUUCCCUCUCCAAAACCUCCCCCACUGUUCACCCCCCUUGACCCCUCUCUGCAGGGGUGUUGCUGCUACCUGUAUGAUUUGAAUAUAAUGUUUAUGCACAAGCGGGAUAGGGCGCAUUUAGCCACAAGGCUUGGGCCACUAUGGACUUAAAAAAGUAUUUUUUUUUUUCUACCCUGUAGCCCCUACUCCUUCACUUCCACCACUAAGAGAGUGGCUCUGUUGAAAAGUGCAGGAGACACUGCUGAGACUGCUGUUGGGACUGAAGAACAAAGUGAGAAAUGUCUGUGACUGUGUGGACUGGCGUACAGACGGACAGAGCGGCAAAGACGUUAUACUAUGUGCUUGUUGAUAUGGUUAUUUAAUGGGGCCCUGGUACAACAUUGCGCGUCUUGGUUUUUUGAAUGUAGAUUUCGCAACAUUAUGUAGAACAAUUGUUUAUUAUUGUUGUUCCUGUUCUUUAGAUCUCUUUACUUUAUUUUAUUUGGUGCAGAAUUUGUAAAGAUAAAAAUAAAAAAGUGAGUUUGUUAUUGCCACCUUGUGACAUCUUCAUAAUCACUACAAGUGACAGAUGUAGGAGAACCUGCAUGCUGUGAAUCAAAACAGUGUGGUCACAAACGGAAAACCAUUAACAUGUGUUCUGUCUUGGACAAAAGCUAGUUUUAUCCAGAUAAGUAAUGAGUCUAAUCUACCAUUGGUUUUUAUUUUCGUGUAAAUGGAAUCUGUGCUCUCAGUAAAGCUCCUCGACUAGGAACCAAAAG